Molecule: messenger RNA, 645 nt
Organism: Colletotrichum orchidophilum
Lineage: Eukaryota; Fungi; Ascomycota; Sordariomycetes; Glomerellales; Glomerellaceae
Exons: 2
Coding region: 1-645 (214 amino acids)
Source: RefSeq, a predicted model, not a curated record
AUGGCCCAAACGACCCAGGACGACCUCCAAAUCCAGAACAAUGAACCAGGGGCCAUCCCUAAGCCAGAGAAUGACGAGGACCCAGUCAUUACGCACCUCGACCCUUCUUCGACUCAAUCUCUUUGUGGAACCGAGGAUGCCACUGUACUGCCGUUCACCUGCAAGGGAAGAAGAGAACCGGUCGAGCCCAACGGAGGGAACGGAAUUCCGAUACAAUGGCGGGGGCCCCGAAGAUCAAAACCACAGGAGGUGGCUCCGCCACGACUACCAGAUGUCCAGUCCAUGAGAGGCAUGAAGAGGGAUCUUCCCAUGGUAGCAACUGGACCGACCGUUCCGUCCGUGGUUUUCUGUCUACUUGGACCCAUGUUCCCCGGGGCGUUGGCGCACCCGGUCCCUUUCGAGAGCGGCGAUACUACCGAGUCGCGCACUUUGGCAGCUAGGAGCAUGCUAGAUAAAGUUUUCGGCAUGCUUAAUAUCAAUCUUCUGAUCCAGGUUCUCCUUUGCAUAGUGCUAGGAGCGUGGCUAGUCGUCAUACGUUGUACCCGGCAAGAGAACGCCGGCUUCUGGGCACUUUUGACUGCGUCUCUGACGCACGUCUUUUUCGUCCACGAUCCAAAGGCCAACGGGGUGGUUUGUUUGCUGUAA